Messenger RNA from Xyrauchen texanus (razorback sucker), 5608 nucleotides. RefSeq names its product phospholipase C, beta 2 (gene plcb2). Gene Ontology annotation, molecular function: calcium ion binding; phosphatidylinositol-4,5-bisphosphate phospholipase C activity. The transcript is spliced from 32 exons. The coding region runs from base 57 to 3716 and encodes 1219 amino acids. NCBI's taxonomy places the organism in Eukaryota, Metazoa, Chordata, Actinopteri, Cypriniformes, Catostomidae. The record is from RefSeq and is a predicted model, not a curated record. Gene Ontology annotation, biological process: phosphatidylinositol-mediated signaling; lipid catabolic process.
CGAUGUCUUUAGGGGUGAAGUGUUAGACCACAGAGUUGCGUGGUGACCUGAUCAAAAUGAGUGGAAAUCGACACACACUACAGGAACCCGACAUUAAAGAAUAUCUUGUGAAAGGAGACCGAUUCACAAAAUGGAAAGAAGACUCCAAAAAAACGACACCAGUCACCUUGAAAAUGGAUCCAAAGGGAUUUUUCCUUUAUUGGACCAACCAGAGUAAGGACACAGAAUUUUUAGAUGUUGCGACCAUCAGGGACACAAGAUCAGGAAAAUAUGCCAAACUCCCUAAACACCCAAAAGUGCGUAACGUCUUCAACCUGGAUUUUCCUGACAGUCAUCAUCUGGCCAAAGUGCUGACCAUCGUCACAGGCCCAGACAUGGUCAAUCUCACAUAUCACAACUUCUUUGCUGCAAAAGAAGUGGCUCAGACUUGGGCUGAUGACAUCCUUGCUAUUGUAUACAACACACUGAGAGCAAAUGCGUGCCGACAGCUCUUCCUGGAGAAAGUGUAUGUUCGCCUCUCACUACAGACCAACAAGGAUGGAAAGAUUCCUGUUAAAAAUAUCUUAAAGAUGUUUCCUGCUGACAAAAAAAGAGUGGAAUCUGCCCUGGCAGCUGCAAAUCUCCCGAAGGGAAAGUUUGACACCAUUAAGCCAGAUGUGUUCACUGAAGCUGCGUUCAAAACAUUUCUGCUGCAUCUGUGUCCUCGACCAGAAAUAAGUGAAAUCUUCACCUCAUUCACCAAGGGGAAAGGUUUCAUGACAAAGGAAACGCUAGCGAAGUUCUUGAACGAGAAACAGCGAGACUCUCGGCUGAAUGAGGAGCUGUUUCCGCUCGUGAGACCCGAGCAGAUGAAGAAUCUCAUUGAGAAAUAUGAGCCAAGCUCCUCCAAUGCCAGCCGUGGUCAGAUAUCUCCAGAUGGUUUGCUGUUCUAUCUGAUGGGAUCAGAAACAUCUGUCGUGAAAUUGGACAAACUGGCUCAGAGUCACGACAUGACUCAACCCUUAACGCAUUACUUCGUCAAGUCCUCUCACAACACCUAUCUCACAGCGGGUCAGUUAACGGGCGUCUCGUCUCCGGAAAUGUACCGUCAGUGUCUGCUCGCCGGGUGUCGCUGUCUAGAGCUCGACUGCUGGAAGGGCAAACCUCCCGAUGAAGAGCCAAUCAUCACCCAUGGCUUCACCAUGACAACUGAGAUCCUGUUCAAGGAUGUGAUUGAAGCCAUCGCUGAGAGUGCAUUCAAAACGUCCAAUUAUCCAAUUGUGCUAUCAUUUGAAAACCACGUGGAUUCAGUGAAGCAGCAGGAAAAGAUGGCGGAAUACUGCAGGACGAUAUUUGGAGACGCUCUGCUUGUUGAUCUGCUGGACAAAUACCCGCUCAAGCCGGGUCAUCCAGUCCCGAGUCCGUCUGAGCUGAUGGGUAAAAUACUGAUCAAGAAUAAGAAAAGCAGCGCAGCUCCAAACAAAGAUAACGCAAAGAAAUCUGGUACAGAACAGCCACAAGCUGCUGCACAGGGUUCUGAGUCCAAUCAGAGCGAAGAUCCAAACCAGCCCGCUCCAGCAGAAGGCCAGGACGCACCCGCCGCACAAGAGACCCGUGAGGAGCCGACUGAAGAACAGGACGAUCAUGAUGAACAAGACGAGGAGAAGAUGAAGAACUCUGACGAGGGUACAGCUGGACAGGAAGUGACAGCGUAUGAAGAGAUGUCAGCUAUAGUCAACUACGUUCAGCCGAACAAAUUCAUCUCGUUUGAGAACGCAGCGAAAAAGAACAAGAGUUACGUGAUCUCUUCAUUUGUGGAAACCAAAGGAGAAAGUUUAAUUGCUAAGAACGCUGUGGAAUGGGCAGAAUAUAAUAAGAGGCAGAUGAGUCGUAUUUACCCAAAAGGAACCCGUGUGGAUUCUUCAAACUAUAGUCCUCAGCCGUUCUGGACCGCAGGGUGUCAGUUUGUGGCCCUCAACUACCAAACUAUGGAUUUCCCCAUGCAGCUGAACAUGGCUCUAUUUGAGUAUAACGGUCGGACGGGUUACCUGCUCAAACACGACGUCCUGCGGAGAAGUGACAAGAAGUUUGAUCCGUUCGCUGACAGGAUUGACACUGUUAUUGCCAGCACGCUCACAAUUAAGAUCUACUCGGGUCAGUUCCUUUCUGAUAAGAAUGUAAAGACUGGAGUCGAGGUGGAGCUCAUUGGUUUGCCAAAAGACCCCAAAAAGAAGUACCGCACCAAAUGGACCACCACACCAAACGCCAUCAACCCUGAGUGGAACGAGGAGCCGUUCGUCUUCGAGAAGAUCUUGUUGCCGGAAAUGGCCUAUCUCAGACUUGUGGUUCUUGAGGAUGGUGGCAAGUUCUUAGGUCACCGAAUCAUUCCACUCGACGCUCUUCAAACAGGUUUCCAGCACAUUUGUUUGCGCAGUGAGAGUAACAUGCCGCUCAUGCUCCCGUCUCUGUUUGUGCACUUUGAAGUAAAGGACUACAUCCCUGCUGCGUUCGCUGAUUUCACAGAUGCACUUUUCAAUCCAGUGAAGACUUCAAAGCCACCAAAGACAGAGAGUUCAACGUAUGUGUCUGAAUACGAGUUACCUGCUGCAGAUGGAGCCCCACCAGCUGCCACACCCACACCUGUCACAGAAUCAAAGGCUGAGAGUCCAGCAGAGGGCGAUGUUGCACCAGAGGAAAAACCAGAACCAGCCCCUGCCCCAGCUCCAGAACCCCCUAAACCAGAACCAGCUCCAGAACCCCCUAAACCAGAACCAGCCCCAGAACCCCCUAAACCAGAACCAGCUCCAGAACCCCCUAAACCAGAACCAGCCCCAGAACCCCCUAAACCAGAACCAGCCCCAGAACCCCCUAAACCUGAACCAGUGGCAGAACCACCUCAACCUGAACCACAACCAGAAGAGAAACCAGAAGAGCCCGCUCCUGCUGAAGAUAAUAAUGUGACAGAGGUCAAGACCACCGAGUCCAGUCCUGCAGACAAAACCAGUGAGGAAACCCCGUCUGAUCCGUCAGAUCCACCGACUGUGACAUCUGAAGAACUGCAGCAGCAUAAGAACUUCCUGAAGGUCAGCAAGAAACAAGAGAAAGAACUCAAAGACAUGGAGAAGAAGUUUCAGAAGAAACGAGAAGACCUGACACAGAAGUACAGCGAGCAGCUCAAAACCUUGAAGAAGAACUCAGCCAAGAAGUCAGAGGGUUCAGAUCCAGCUGAACAGAUCACUGAACUCAAACAGAAGCUCAAGUCUGAGCUCAGAGCUCUGCUGGUUGACCAGUAUGAUCAACUGAAGAAGAAAAAAGAGCAACUAAAUACUGAGCGUUUGACCAAACUCCUGGAGAUGGCCACAGAGAAACACAGCAGUGAACUGAAGACACUCAGCAGCGAAUUGAAAAAGAAGAGAGAAAAAAUGAAGAAGAGCAAAAGUUCUGAUCAGCUUGACAAUGACGCUCAGCUUGCAGAUUACAACAACCCUGACGGUACACCUCAGGAACAGAAUUUGAAGAAGAGACAGGCCGCAACGCUCGCUAACAUCAGAGACCUGAUCAGUCAGCUCAACAAAACCACUGUGUCAGAGCACGCUAAGAAGAUGUGGUCUCUGCCCAGCGAGCUGUCGGAGUCUGUGAACUCCUGCGUCAAACCUCAUUUCCCCGAACACGCGGACAAGGCCGGAGAAAAAAGCUCUGAACCCGCGGGACAGUACAGCCAAGUUUUUGUAGGAUAAACUCCCUUUAUAUACUUGAGGAGAUCAACAUUAGUAUAGCCUGAUAGCUAACAUGUUAACAUGUUUAUUUUUUACUUUAUACUGUGUUCUUUUCUCUGGCAUUCUUGUCGUAAUACAGUUUAGUACUUUCAUAAAAACAAGUGACAUUAAGUGUGUAAAUUGACCAAAGAAAUAUAUGUAUUGAUCAUCACACAGAAGUCUACAAGAUCAAUCCUACCUUAAGGCUGUAUGUAAUUUACAUAUGAAAUUAUGUUAUUAUUUAAAGGAAUGUUACUUAUUAAGAAAUCAUUUUGACUCGUCCCUCUUUUAUAUAUCACGUUUACAGUGAGACACGUACGAUGGAAGUCAAUGGUGUCAAUCCGUAAACGUUCAAACUUUCACUGUUUCAAAAGUAUUGACACAAGACGUAAACAAUGUGUGUAUAACAUGAUUUUAGUGUGAGACAAUAGCGUACUUUAUCAGUUAAAGUUAUAUUCAGUGUUACAACUUCGUCAACAAAAGCGUGCGAUCCCUGUAUUGGAUAUAACUUUACACAGAUAUGAUUAGUAAGGAAUUUUAUAACACUAAAUUCAUGUUAGCAUGUUUACAUUUUGUGGAUAUACUUUUGAAACCAUGUGCAUUCAUUGGACCUUUAAAGUCCUUUAAAGGUGCUGUAAGCGAUUUUUUUCAUGUAAAGGUAUGCAAAAAAUUAAAUGAGUGUCGUGAGAUAUCUCACUGGUCCCUGACAUCUCUAGACUCUGUAAACAGCAAACAAAAAUUAAUCUGCGUGCCGUGGACAACGACCUGUCAAUCAUUUUGCUCGUUCUCAUAGUCUUGUAGUUGCAGCUAAUUAUUGAGGCUUAAUGCCAUUUUAAUGCCAUGUUGUUCAUAACAUUGUCAGUUGAGGGCGCUGUUUUGCUGCCGUUGGGUUUGACAACCAUUCUGCAUGAUGCCAGUCUUAAUAAAGCUUGUUUGGUAUCUUUGGAGUGCAGGAUUUGGAAAUAGGGGGGCGUGGCUAAUUCAACCGCUGAGUCUCAUGGAAGUAGAAUGGCUAAAAUCGCUAACAGCACCUUUAACUGCUUUCUAUAUAUUUAUAUAAACGAGGUACGAGUCAAAAUAAUUAUGUGUGCUAAUCAGCACAAUGCCACAAAUGCUGUUGAGUGUGUAUUGAUCCAGGAAUAUACCUUUAAGGAAUAACAUUUUCUAAUGGCGUACACCAAAAAAACUUCCUUUUCUGAGAAAUGCACUUUGUAAAAACACUUUAAGAAUAUAGGUUUAAGGGGUAGGUGAUUGUAAUCAAAAUGUAAGCGUUCAAAAACGACCACAGGGAUUUUCAUUAAUCUCAUAUUGAAUUAAAACAGGUGAGGUAAGAUCUUUACUUGAGGGUUAAACUUCAAGAACAACGAUUUUCAAGACUCGAGAAGGUGGGAGUUUGAGAUUGAGCUGUGAAAUUAGUACGUGUGUUUGAACCCUCAGCUCUCCACCGCUUCAUUCUGAUACUCGAACCCUCACAGAGACACAGACAGUGAGUCAAUCCAUCCAUUACUGAUCAACCCACACAUCAUCAUCCUCUCAAUCAUUCAGAUGUUUUGUUAAGCUUGUGUCUUAUAUAAAUCAACAGAGGAAUCAAAUAUACAUAUAUGUAUUUUUUACUUUAUAGUACAAUUUUGGGUAACAAUAGUUUCUGCCAAAAGGUCACAAUUACUGCCAUACUUGUGUAAAAAUGGGUUUUUAAUUUUAGCCGCUAUGAUUCUGAAUGCUUCAAAGCGUCUUAAACAGUUUGAAGGAGAUUAUAUAUUAAUGUAUCAUUAUUUUUACAGUAAUAACACUACACUUCCUCUGCCUCUUGACUCAUUUGUGAUUAACUGCUUGUAUUUUCCCUCAUCUGUAAGUUGCUUUAAUAAAAGUGUAUG